This is a messenger RNA of Penicillium angulare, 237 nucleotides long. RefSeq lists its product as uncharacterized. The coding region runs from base 1 to 237 and encodes 78 amino acids. The transcript has 2 exons. NCBI's taxonomy places the organism in Eukaryota, Fungi, Ascomycota, Eurotiomycetes, Eurotiales, Aspergillaceae. The record is from RefSeq and is a predicted model, not a curated record.
AUGUUGGUAUUGAUCGCCAAAAGCAGCCACUCAGAUCCACUUGGAUUGGUACCUGACAGUGGGAAAGCAGAUAUGGAAGCAUGUUCAUACCGGCGUCGCAACCAAUAUUAUAUAGGAUUGCUAUUCGAGCUCCGGUUGGUUGAGCCGUGCACCGAAUGUGAAGACAAUUCAAGAGCGAACGACGAGCCACGUAUCGGAGGUGGUAGCAACGCGAAGAUCGAGAAAGCGACGCAAUAA